Molecule: messenger RNA, 962 nt
Organism: Raphanus sativus (radish)
Lineage: Eukaryota; Viridiplantae; Streptophyta; Magnoliopsida; Brassicales; Brassicaceae
Exons: 7
Coding region: 270-689 (139 amino acids)
Cellular component (GO): nucleus; cytoplasm
Source: RefSeq, a predicted model, not a curated record
UCUUCCUAAUUACAAAAACAAAGAAAAUAAACUGGAAAAAAAAGCAAAGCAAAACCACAGAUUCGAUUGAUAUUUUGCUGCUGAAAUUCUAUCUUUUUCUGGAGAAAAAUAAAAGAUUUCAGUAUUUUCUCUGCCAUUAGUUUGAUUUUUCCGAGGAGACAAAUAAGAAAAAGAAAAAUCUGCAGUCCUUAUUUCACAUUUAUUGCUGUUUAUAUUCUUUAAUUAGAUGAUGUGGGAAGAGAUUCUUGCUCUGUUCCUCUUUGCAUCAGAUGGAAGAUAACAAUUCUCCCAAGGAUUACUAUAAGAUCCUAGAAGUUGAUUAUGAUGCAACUGAGGAGAUGCUCAAACUGAGUUAUCGGAAGCUUGCUUUGAAGUGGCAUCCUGAUAAGCACAAAAGUGACACUGUGGCUACUUCAAAGUUUCAGGAGAUCAAUGAAGCUUAUAACGUGCUAAUGGACCCUGCUUUACGUUUUGAGUAUGAUUUAACCGGAAUAUACGAGAUUCACAAGUAUACUUUGCGGGAGUAUCUGGCUAGAUUUAAGGGACUGAUACUCACUUGCAAUGGACUUGGCAUUAGUCACUCCUUAUCACCAUGGACACAACAGCUGGCGGAAGGGAAUAGCACGACAGAUGAGCAAGGUUUCAAUCUGGAUACUGUAUCAACUGAAGAAGAGACAGAGCUCAAGUAACAUCUGAUCUUGAAACUCAAAUGGCAAAUACUAUUCGGUCACCCCAUUCGACGAUAUAACAGAUUUAUCUGGAUGUUGUAUUGUAUGCUCUAUAAAUAUGAUGGUAUACAAUCUUAACAUUUUACCAAAAAAAAAAAAAUGAGUGUAUACACGAUAAGAAGUAACAAUGUGUCUAGUAAAUGCUCAACCAUCAUAGAUUGUGUGAGUUUUGUAUUUUACGAUUCAUGGGUUAUAACUUAUAACAUAAAAGUGACAAGAUCAUUUUCACAAGUA